AUGAAUUAAGAAAUAAAACAAAAGGAUCAAACAAUAGUUCUCAUUCAUCAUGCGAAGAAUCAUCCAUGGACCGAACUUUAAAUGGCUCAUGAACCUCUAACUCAUGCUAAAAACAAGGAGUUUAAAGAAAAGUACUUAUCAUCUUGUUUUGAUGAAACUUAUAAUUUAACAAAUUAAGAAAUCAAAGAAUGGUGGAAUCUAAGACUUGAAUUAUAUGCUUUAUAUUCUCAUUAAGAUGAAAAUUGUGUGAAAAGAAUUAAAGGAUUGUGGUAUUUAUUAACAGAAAAUGAUUUGGAAGAAAUUAGAAAUAAAAAAUGGACAGAGUUUGGUUUUUAGUAGGCAGACCCAACUACAGAUUUUAGAGGAGGAGGCGUUUAAUCUCUAGAUGAUAUUAUAAAUUUUGUGAGUGAUUACAAAGACACAUUAGUUAAAGAAAUGUGUAAACCAUAAAACGAUUUCUAUUUUGCAGCAUCUUCAAUCAAUAUCACUUUCUUCAUUAAGAGAUAUUUUCAUUUAUAGGAAUAACUUGAUGAAAGAGAUAGAAAGGAAAUAGCAGAUAGAAUAGCACUUAAAAACUUCUGCAGAUCUCUUGUUAGGGAAGAUAAUUUUUGGAAGAAAUUGCAUUAAUUAUUACUCUCAGAUCUCUUUAAUGAAUGGAUGGCUCUCAAGUAAAGAAGACCAGAGACAACAAUUAUGGAUUAUGGACCUGUUUUAGAAAGAGUAAAGCAAAAAACAAAGCGAACAUUUUCAAUUAGAUUAUUUGCCAAUCUAAAAUAAUUAAUUGAGUUUUAUCAAUCAUUAUGA
Paramecium tetraurelia is the source of this 804-nucleotide messenger RNA. RefSeq lists its product as uncharacterized. The record is from RefSeq and is a predicted model, not a curated record. The transcript has 2 exons. Lineage: Eukaryota; Ciliophora; Oligohymenophorea; Peniculida; Parameciidae.